This is a messenger RNA of Meloidogyne enterolobii, 1476 nucleotides long. NCBI's taxonomy places the organism in Eukaryota, Metazoa, Nematoda, Chromadorea, Rhabditida, Meloidogynidae. The record is from the annotation of a GenBank genome assembly.
GAAAUGCAAGCAGCUAGAAGGUUAAUUUCUCUUCGUGAAAAUAAGAUUUUGCUGGAAAACAAUGCUCAGUUGAUUUCUUUAAAAAGUUCAAGGCAUCUUCACAUUUGGUUUCCGGAUGCUAAAUUUACGAGAAUGUUCAAGGCAAUUGGUUCUACUCCAAGAGCAGCACAUCAAAGUCUUUUUCGUGAAGCCGGUUCCGUUGAACGUAUGGAUCCAGACGAUUUAGCCAAUCCUAAAGAAGUGUUGGAAGCAAUCGAUAGAAUGAAUACCUCCACAUUUGAUGGAAAUUUUGGCUAUCCCAGAGAGAAGAAGAUUGACAAUAUGAUUUUAAAUUUUGGCCCAAACCAUCCGGCAGCUCACGGCGUUCUUCGACUUAUUUUGAAAUUGGAAGGAGAGGUAGUUAUCAAAGCAGUUCCACACAUUGGACUUUUGCAUCGUGCAACAGAAAAAUUGAUUGAAUAUAAAACAUACACACAAGCUUUGCCUUAUUUUGAUAGAUUGGAUUAUGUUAGCAUGAUGUGUAAUGAACAGGCCUGGUCUUUAGCUGUCGAAAAAUUGUUGGGAAUUGAUAUUCCGCCGAGAGCUAAAUGGAUUAGAACCCUAUUUGCUGAACUAACUCGAAUUCAAAAUCACAUUAUGGGAAUUACUACACACGCUUUGGAUGUUGGUGCAAUGACCCCCUUCUUUUGGAUGUUUGAGGAACGUGAAAAAUUAUUUGAAUUUAGUGAGCGUGCAAGUGGGGCAAGAAUGCAUGCAAAUUAUAUUCGGCCUGGAGGAGUUGCCUGGGAUAUUCCUCUUGGACUUUUGGAUGAUAUUUAUGAUUGGUGUGUAAAAUUCCCUUCGCGGAUUGAUGAACUUGAAGAUGUUUUGACAGAGAAUAGAAUAUGGAAGAAGAGAACAAAGGAUAUUGGGAUUGUUAAAGCUUCUGACGCUCUGAAUUGGGGCUUUUCUGGUGUUAUGUUGAGAGGUUCUGGUAUAAAAUGGGAUCUUAGAAAGACGCAGCCUUAUGAUGCUUAUUCUCAAGUUGAAUUUGAUGUUCCUGUUGGUACGCAGGGUGAUUGUUAUGAUAGAUAUUUGUGUCGUUUAAUGGAAAUGCGUGAAAGUCUUCGAAUUAUUCUUCAAUGUUUAAAUAAAAUGCCUAGAGGGGAAGUUAAGGUGGAUGAUCAAAAGAUUAUGCCUCCGAAUCGAGCAGAAAUGAAGGAAAGUAUGGAAGCAUUAAUUCACCAUUUCAAAUUCUUUACUGAAGGAUUUCAAGUUCCGCCUGGUCAUGUUUAUGUUCCUACAGAGGCGCCUAAAGGGGAAUUUGGUGUUUAUUUAGUGGCUGAUGGAACGAGCAAACCUUAUAGAUGCUUUAUUCGUGCUCCAGGAUUUGCACAUUUGGCAAAAAUUCAUGAUAUUAGUUAUAUGCAUUUAAUUCCUGAUUUGGUAGCUAUAAUUGGAACGUUGGAUGUUGUUUUUGGAGAAAUUGAUAGAUAA